Messenger RNA from Eucalyptus grandis, 885 nucleotides. RefSeq lists its product as uncharacterized. The transcript has a single exon. The coding region runs from base 138 to 587 and encodes 149 amino acids. The record is from RefSeq and is a predicted model, not a curated record. NCBI's taxonomy places the organism in Eukaryota, Viridiplantae, Streptophyta, Magnoliopsida, Myrtales, Myrtaceae.
UAUUUCCUUUCAUAUGCUCUCUCUCUCUCAUACUAUCUUUGCUUCCAAUCUAAGUUUUCACUACAUGUCUACUCUCUGUCGCUAUAUAUCCCCCAAAUAGCAAAACCUGGACUAAGCCGAAACCCAUCUCCAAAGCAAUGAGCUCGGUGUGCAUAACGAACUGCCUAAACGACACUGUGUGCUGCGACCCCCGAAUCCCGGUCCGAGCCACGUACGUGAAUCUCUACAAGUGGCCUGAGUCCGAUGCCGACUUCGUGCGCUCGGUGACUGCCCAGGGCCGGGACCAACACCCCUACCGUGCCAAGGUCGUCGACAGCAUCUCAUGCCGGCAGAUGUACCUGAGGAGCUAUCCUUUCUCCAAGGAAGAAGACCAUGUGAGCAAGACCAAGUGCUUCGGUGGAGAGAGAAAGAGGGGCGACAAUAAGGAGACAACCAGAGGAAGGACAAGGGGGAACAAGAGAUGUACGAUGUUGAGGAGGGUGAGGGAGUUGUCUUGGAGUACUGUGUCUAGGAUCUUCCACAGGUUGCUCUCUUGCUCUGCUAGUGUUGAUAUUGUGGAAUCCAAGUUAAAAGAGGGAAGGAAUUGAUUCAGAAGUCACUUGGUUUGCUAUGAGUAAUGUAAGUAAGAAUGUAAAAGAACACUCUUUAUUCCUUUCUUGCUAUAUUGCACUAUAAAUUCUCUCUUGCAUCGUGAUAAGUGUGAAUCAAAAAAAUUGUUUUUUUUUUUUUUUUUUUUUUUUGGGGGUAUUUGAGUCGUAGCAUGAAGUUUUUUAGUAAGAAUAUUUAUUCUGUACCCCGCCAGUGUUUGGUGCAGAAAAUAAUUUCCAUUUAAUGUGUUUCAAAGUAUCCUCAUAAGAAUUUGUUAUAGUUGGUGAAUUAUGAAUA